Messenger RNA from Balaenoptera acutorostrata (minke whale), 4332 nucleotides. RefSeq names its product ring finger and FYVE like domain containing E3 ubiquitin protein ligase (gene RFFL). The coding region runs from base 732 to 1805 and encodes 357 amino acids. NCBI's taxonomy places the organism in Eukaryota, Metazoa, Chordata, Mammalia, Artiodactyla, Balaenopteridae. The record is from RefSeq and is a predicted model, not a curated record. Gene Ontology annotation, cellular component: plasma membrane; cytoplasm. Gene Ontology annotation, molecular function: ubiquitin protein ligase activity. Gene Ontology annotation, biological process: protein K48-linked ubiquitination; negative regulation of extrinsic apoptotic signaling pathway via death domain receptors; proteasome-mediated ubiquitin-dependent protein catabolic process. The transcript is spliced from 7 exons.
UUUGAUGCAGGGGAGGGAUGGAAGUGACUGACGAUCUUGUACAUCUUUGAGGCUCUCCCUUUCUGGCUUUCUAAUGCUGUAAGAACCGACAAUCGUAACAUUUUUCUAUUACUUUUAGAAGGUCGGUCUGUUCCUGUUCUUUCCUUAUUUUUCAAGCAAUCUUAGCAGACGCUUAAAUUAUCUUCAGCAUGUGUGAGGUAGGCAGCGUUACUAUGACAUCUUUCCUUAAAAGGAUUGCUGUGGUUCUGUGGGUUUAAAACCCAUAAUUUGCUCAUCACCCUGGAAUCACGGUUGUGGAGUUUUCAAGAAUGAAUGUCUGUCCCUCCCCCCAGUUUUUAAAGCUCUAAUGCCGUUAUCAUUAGUAAGAUUUCAACAAAUACCUGGUGAUCACAUUUGCCUGGCACUGAGGUUGGAAAUAAAGCGGUAAAGUGACUUGCUUUUGUUUUCUGUUUCACCUUCUGCUCCCUAAUCACGGGAGAAGAAUACUUUAGAAAGAAUCAUACAGGUUGUUAAAUGGUUGCUUAAAUGCGGUGCUGCCAGAGCGCUCAUCCCCUUAGAAUGCACUCGCCGUGCCACGCCGCGCGGGGACCUUGCCUGGUUUUGUUCCUUUUGCAAUCGCCAGUGGCUGGAAGAGGGCUGAGCAGAUGAAUGAAUGACGGUUGUCCGGAGGUGUUCAAGAUGCUAUGAGAGCACAGACGGGGCCCAGAAGGUUUCGCUGAGGAAAUUUUAUCAUGUGGGCAACCUGCUGCAACUGGUUCUGCCUGGAUGGACAGCCUGAGGAGGCCCCACCGCCCCAGGGAGCCAGGACGCAGGCCUAUUCCAACCCUGGGUACAGCUCCUUCCCUUCCCCCACGGGCUCGGAACCAAACUGCAAGGCCUGCGGGGCCCACUUCGCAAGCAUGGCCAGGAAGCAGCAGACCUGCUUGGACUGUAAGAAGAAUUUCUGCGUGGCCUGUUCGAGCCAAGUGGGGAGCGGGCCCCGCCUCUGCCUUCUCUGCCAGCGCUUCCGAGCUACAGCCUUUCAGCGGGAGGAGCUCAUGAAGAUGAAGGUGAAGGACCUGAGGGACUAUCUCAGCCUGCAUGACAUCUCUACCGAAACGUGCCGGGAGAAGGAGGAGCUGGUGUUCUUGGUGCUUGGCCAGCAGCCUGUAAUCUCCCAGGAGGGCAGGACUCGCGCCCCCAGCCUGUCCCCGGACUCCCCCGAGCAGCAGGCCUUCCUGACCCAGCCUCACACCAGCACAGUACCUCCCACCUCACCCGGCCUCCCUUCCUCGGCCCCGGCCCAGGCUCGGGACCGGCAGCAGGCCAAUGGCCACGUGUCUCAGGACCAGGAGGAACCCGUCUACCUGGAGAGCACAGCCAGAGCACCUGCUGAGGAUGAGACCCAGUCUGUUGACUCAGAGGACAGCUUCGUCCCGGGCCGGAGGGCCUCUCUGUCUGACCUGACCGACCUGGAGGACAUUGAAGGUCUAACCGUGCGGCAGCUCAAAGAGAUCCUGGCUCGCAACUUCGUCAACUACAAGGGCUGCUGUGAGAAGUGGGAGCUGAUGGAGAGGGUGACGCGGCUGUACAAGGAUCAGAAGGGACUCCAGCACCUGGUGUGUGGUGCUGAAGACCAGAACGGGGGACCAGUGCCAUCCAGCCUGGAGGAGAACCUGUGUCGGAUCUGCAUGGACUCGCCCAUCGACUGUGUUCUGCUGGAGUGCGGCCACAUGGUCACCUGUACCAAGUGUGGCAAGCGCAUGAACGAGUGUCCCAUCUGCCGGCAGUACGUGAUCCGAGCCGUGCAUGUCUUCCGAUCCUGAGGCCUUGUACCGGCUUCUUCAGUGCCUUACAGGGACAUAGCUCGAGGUGUCUGGGCCCACAGUUGGCCAGCUUGCAGAGGGGCAGCCUAACAAGAAAAUCUGCACUGUUCCCAAGACCAGGGCAAGCAAGAUGCUGUGUCACCUCUGGACAUGCACAGAUCGCACAGGCAAGUCCCUGUUUCAGCGAUCUUGGGGUGAUGAUGGUAACUGAUGAAGAGAGGACUUUCUGGAAUUUGGACCGUAUCUUCUUCCCUUCCUCUGAGAACCUAAACAGUUUCACCCUUCCUCCUGUAGCCCACCCAUCCCCCUGAGCUGCGUGCCUCUCUUCCACCCAUCGGAAGUCCUGGUAGAAAUGGCUCUCUUCUUCCCCAGCACAUCUGGAUUCAUUUCUGGUCUCUCUGGCUUUCUGUGCUUUAACCGACCUUUGCUGAAAUCUCUUGCUACAUUACCUAAAAUCCCAUGUGUUUCUUCAGACCAAAAAGAUGUUAGCUUCCCAGACCAAUAGUGAUCCUCCUUAGGACAGAAUUUGGCCCAGUAAACUCAUUUCUGGCGAGAAAUGAAACACAAAUGCUAUUGAAAAAAUUUGAAGUCGUUAAGAGUUGCUUCCUUAAGUGCUGGGAUUGGAAGCUAUCAGUCUCCUGACCUGACCUUGGCAGUCAACAAAGCAUCUGGCUUUCAAACUGCUGGGAAAUUCCAGUCUCUGUGCGCGAGAUGGUGCAUGGAUCAUCUCUGCUGCUUCUCUUGGGGCCUGACUUUGUGCCAUCCUUAAUUUUAGUUUAUGAGAAAAGGGAAAGCGUUGGGUGGAAGCAGUGGCUUUCUGCUUGGCUUUGCCUUCUCCAACAGACAGCCUUAAACCACUUUCCCCUGAGCAUGAGGUCCCUCUUUCCCAUGGAGGUUUUAAACAUGGUCUCACUGAAGGCACAGAGACUUAGGCAGAGAGCCUCACGCUUCUCUAGCCAGACUUCUCAUGAAGCUCCCAGAGACUGAGCACGUAAGACAGAGCACCUAAGAGGUAUCAAGGUACUGAACGAGGCUGGAUUCAGCCCUUGAGCAGACAGCUGGAAGUCUUAGUUCCCCAGGUUGGUGGGGACUCCCUACUCCCAUUUCCUUUCUCAGCCUGCUGAUUUAGGGGCAGGUCAGGAAGAAGCAUUCUCUAGGCCCUUUAGGAAGGGCCGUGCAACGAACAGGUGAUGUUCUCGAGCCCUCUUAGGGUCUUUUCACCACUGGAAGAGCUUAAGUUUGCCGGAGAAGCUUAGCCAAGCACAAACGUACGUACUGUGUACUAUCAGAAGAGCGGUGUGUGAUGCCGUCACCACUGGGCGAGCUAUGCAAACCCUUGAACACCCGAAGGCCCUGGCAGUCCCCCCACCCCCACCCCAUGCAGCCAAGAUCUCUCAGACUGGAAGAACCAGUCAUGACUUUGAAAGCAGUGGGAAACCUCUAAGGGGACCUGUUUAUUGGUACAGACAUGUUUAAUGCUGUCAACCACUAAUCAAUCUCUUUUGGGGGAGUGAAAUAAUUUUAAAGUGGUUGUCAGCUGAACACUGGACCGCUUACCUUGACAUUAUACCAAGUCCUGGGUGAUUUGAUUCUGGGCUACAGCCUUUGUAGGAACUGGGGGAAUCAAGAAAUUUCCCUAUAAAGACAUCGUCUUUCACCUUUCUGCUGGACAGUAAAUACUAUAGUUUACAGUGCCUACCAGUUUAACAAAGGAUUCAGCUACUCCUCAAUUCCACUGUGAAACAGGUCUACAUGUAUGCAGCUCAGUUACAACCUAGCAAUAACUUCAGGGCAGAAGCUGGCUGUCUCCCUACUUAAAACUUGCUUUCUCUGCUGCGGCCUUACCUCUCCCUACCUCCCAACUUCCCUCUUAAGACAUGAGUUAAUAAUAUCCUGAUGGUUGGUUUGUAACCUCAGUAAGAAUUAGAACUGAUGUCAUUUACUCAUUUUGGAGAAAGAACUUGCCUUGAAGUCUUCUAACCUCUUUUGGUGAAGGUUUCCAUUUAGGAAAAAAAGGUGGCAAACACCCCCCCCCCCACCGCCCCGCUUUUUUGUAUCUUCUUUAUUCCUACACCAAGUAAAAGUUGGGAAUUCUAAGAUCCCAUUUCAGUUACUAUCUAACCUAGGUAGAAAACUUGAAUUUUAUCCGUGAAUAUUCUCUCCUCCUCCUCAUAGGUCCUUGGUCUUAAUUAUCAUGGAAAUGUCUAAUUCUUCCAUUAUUCCAUGGCUUUUGCUGUGACUGUUCUGAGGUUUCAGUUGAGACUUGUUUUAAAAGACACAGACAGCUGACUGGUUCAUAAUACAUUGGAAUAGCUGGAUCCAAACUAGUAAGAAUAAGCUGUACAGGGAUUAGCGCUCAAUAUAAAAUGUAUAAAUUUGUUGAAAUCUUUUGGAUGUGAAUGUGUUAUUUCAAGUGGCUUAUAUUAAGAUUUUCUCAGACUUACUUGGGUGUUCAGAGCAAACCCAAAUGUGUAUUUUUUGUUACAGAGCUCUGCUUUAUAACUUUGUAAUAAAGUUUCAAUAUAGA